Molecule: messenger RNA, 1446 nt
Organism: Triticum turgidum subsp. durum (durum wheat)
Lineage: Eukaryota; Viridiplantae; Streptophyta; Magnoliopsida; Poales; Poaceae
Source: the annotation of a GenBank genome assembly
AUGCUGCCAUCCUUCUCGCCGGCGGCCACCGCGGCGGCGACCCCGCCGCCGAAGCCGAUCCCGGGCGGCUACGGCGCGCCCGUGCUGGGCCCGCUCAGGGACCGUCUCGACUACUUCUGGUUCCAGGGCCCCGAGGAGUUCUUCCGGCGGCGCGCCGCGCAGUACCGGAGCACGGUGUUCCGGGCCAACAUCCCGCCCACGUUCCCCUUCUUCGUCGGCGUGAACCCUCGCGUGGUCGCCAUCGUGGACACCGCCGCCUUCACGGCGCUGUUCGACCCGGAGCUGGUGGACAAGCGCGACUGCCUCAUCGGGCCGUACAACCCCAGCGACUCCUUCACGGGCGGCACCCGCGUGGGCGUGUACCUGGACACGGAGGAGCCGGAGCACGAGCGCACCAAGGCCUUCGCCAUGGACCUCCUCCGCCGCAGCUCCCGCGUGUGGGCGCCCGAGUUCCUCGAGGGCGUCGACGGCAUGCUCGCCGCCAUCGAGUCCGACCUCGCCGCCGGCAAGGAGGGCGGCGCCAGCUUCCUGGUCCCGCUGCAGAAGUGCAUCUUCCGGUUCCUGUGCCGGGCGGUGGCCAGCGCCGACCCGGCCGCCGAGGACCUGGUGGACCGGUACGGGCUCUUCAUCCUGGACGUCUGGCUGGGGCUGCAGCUGGUGCCGACGCAGAAGAUCGGCGCCAUCCCGCAGCCGCUGGAGGAGCUGCUCCUCCACUCCUUCCCCUUCCCCUCCAUCCUCGUCAAGCCGGGGUACGACCUGCUGUACCGCUUCGUGGAGAAGCACGGCGCCGCGUCCGUGGCCGUCGGCGUCAAGGACCACGGCAUGACCGACAAGGACGCCAUCAACAACAUCCUCUUCCUGCUCGGCUUCAACGCCUUCGGGGGCUUCUCGGUCUUCCUCCCCUUCCUCAUCCUCCAGGCCGGCAAGGACGCCGCGCUCCGCGCCAGGCUCCGCGACGAGGUGCGCGCCGCGCUGGCGCAGCACAACGGCGAGGUCGGGUUCGCGUCGGUGCGCGGGAUGCCGCUGGUGCGCUCGACGGUGUACGAGGUGCUCCGGAUGAACCCGCCCGUGCCGCUGCAGUUCGGGCGCGCGCGCCGGGACUUCGUGCUGCGCUCCCACGGCGGGGAGGGCUUCUCCGUCGCCGCCGGGGAGAUGCUGUGCGGGUACCAGCCGCUGGCUAUGCGCGACCCGGAGGUGUUCGACCGGCCGGACGAGUUCGUGGCGGACAGGUUCGUCGGGGCGGAGGGCGAGGCGCUGCUGCGGUACGUGUACUGGUCCAACGGGCCCGAGACCGGCGAGCCGACGAAGGGCAACAAGCAGUGCGCCGCCAAAGACGUGGUCGUCGCCACCGCAUGCAUGCUCGUCGCCGAGCUCUUCCGCCGCUACGACGACUUCGAGUGCGACGGCACCGCCUUCACCAGCCUCCAGAAGCGGCAGCCCAGCUGA